CACCCGCUCUCCCCCCCAACCCUUCUCAGCAGAAGCAGCCGGCGGCGGGGGCAGGAGUCAGCCCUCUUCCGACCGUACCCCGCCCGCCUCCCGGGGCUCCUAUUCUUUGGCCCCGGGACCCUAACCUCCUCCUGGGGCGGUUCCCUCUGUCUGGGCGUCCGAGUGCUGCCCUCCUCUCUUUCAUUCCUCUCUGCACCUCCUUACCUUCACUUUUGCACUGGUUCUCUUUCUCCUCUCUGUGCAGCCUAUCGCCUCUUCUCCCCACUCGACCCCUCCAGGCUCCUUCCCUGGCUCAUUCUGCCCAGGAAAGUUUAGUAUCCCCUCCCCCCUCCAUCCCCCAAUCAGGUCAACCUGACUAGGAGUAGGGGGAGAUGUAGGAAGGCCUGAGAGUUCGAGGUGGGGGGAAGCUGGAAGCUGAUUUCCUUGAAAAUUUCCACCCAUCUUUUGAAUUUAGGGUAGUUGAAAUUUUUAAAAAUUGUGUUUUUGAGGAGGUGGUAGGUGUUUAGAAAAGGAUGUGGGAAUGGAAGGGGUAGAUGAGUCAACCCUCUUACAAGAUUCCAAGGGUGGUGUGUUACCUGAUCCUUUUCGUGUGUGGAGUUCAGGGGGUCGGGAGGUUUGGCCUUUAUUCCCACAUUCAAAGUUGGAGCCUCCCCCAAAUUAAGAAUGGAGUUUUAGUACCCACUUGUGGCAGGAAUCCUGGGGGGAAGGGGUCCUUUUUUCCUUUUUCUUUUCUUUUUCCUUUUCCCCCCCUUUUUUCUUUAUUUUAUUUUAUUUUUGGCAACCCACACCCUUCCACACACACUCACCCAAAAACUAAACACCAAGAUCCUCUAACUUGUUUGGAUUGACUGAUGAAGACAUAAAGCCAGUUACGCUCUAUGUUUUUUGAGGUGGAGUGAGUGGUUUUUCUUCAUUUUUAAAUGGCCAAAUGACAGCUUGACCCAGUUUGCUUUCCAAUCAAAGGGCAUUUUUUUUGAAUGUCUCUUUGUGGCGCAAGAGCCAACGCAAAAAUGAUGGCGGCUUACAAUGGCGGUACAUCUGCAGCAGCAGCAGGUCACCACCACCACCAUCAUCACCACCUUCCACACCUCCCUCCUCCUCACCUUCACCACCACCACCACCCUCAACACCAUCUUCAUCCGGGGUCGGCUGCUGCUGUACACCCUGUACAGCCGCAUACUUCUUCUGCCACAGUUAAGGCGCACCAUCAUCAGCACUCGCAUCAUCCACAACAACAGCUGGAUAUUGAGCCGGAUAGACCAAUUGGAUAUGGAGCCUUUGGUGUUGUCUGGUCAGUAACAGAUCCAAGAGAUGGAAAGAGAGUAGCACUCAAAAAGAUGCCCAACGUCUUCCAGAAUCUGGUCUCUUGCAAAAGGGUCUUCCGGGAAUUGAAGAUGUUGUGUUUUUUUAAACAUGAUAAUGUGCUCUCUGCCCUUGACAUACUCCAACCUCCACACAUUGACUAUUUUGAAGAAAUAUAUGUUGUCACAGAAUUGAUGCAGAGUGACCUACAUAAAAUUAUCGUCUCUCCUCAACCACUCAGCUCAGAUCAUGUCAAAGUUUUUCUUUAUCAGAUUUUGCGAGGUUUGAAAUAUCUCCACUCAGCUGGCAUUUUGCAUCGAGACAUUAAGCCAGGGAAUCUCCUUGUGAACAGCAACUGUGUUCUAAAGAUUUGUGAUUUUGGAUUGGCCAGAGUGGAAGAAUUAGAUGAAUCCCGUCAUAUGACUCAGGAAGUUGUUACUCAGUAUUAUCGGGCUCCGGAAAUCCUGAUGGGCAGCCGUCAUUACAGCAAUGCUAUUGACAUCUGGUCUGUCGGAUGUAUCUUUGCAGAACUACUAGGACGAAGAAUACUGUUUCAGGCACAGAGUCCCAUUCAGCAGUUGGAUUUGAUCACAGAUCUGCUGGGUACCCCAUCACUGGAAGCAAUGAGGACGGCUUGUGAAGGCGCCAAGGCACACAUACUCAGGGGUCCUCAUAAACAGCCAUCUCUUCCUGUACUCUAUACCCUGUCUAGCCAGGCUACACAUGAAGCUGUUCAUCUCCUUUGCAGGAUGUUGGUCUUUGAUCCAUCCAAGAGAAUAUCCGCUAAGGAUGCCUUAGCCCACCCCUACCUAGAUGAAGGGCGACUACGAUAUCACACGUGUAUGUGUAAAUGUUGCUUUUCCACCUCUACUGGAAGAGUUUAUACCAGUGACUUUGAGCCUGUCACCAAUCCCAAAUUUGAUGACACUUUUGAGAAGAACCUCAGUUCUGUCCGACAGGUUAAAGAGAUUAUUCACCAGUUCAUUUUGGAACAGCAGAAAGGAAACAGAGUGCCUCUCUGCAUCAACCCUCAGUCUGCUGCUUUUAAGAGCUUUAUUAGUUCCACUGUUGCUCAGCCAUCUGAGAUGCCCCCAUCUCCUCUGGUGUGGGAGUGACGGUGGAAGAUAAUGUACUACUGAAGAUGUAAUGUAGCUUUCCACUGGAGUCUGGGAUUUGCAAUUCUGGAGGUUAAUCAUGCUUGUACUGUAAUUUUACUAAUGAAGUUUUAAAUUAACAACCACUACUUGUAUGAUAUGAAUAAUAUUUAGAAAUGUUACUAGACUUUUAAUCUUGUAAAGUGGUUGUGCUUUUAGAAGAAAAAUAUUUUACCCAGAGUUGCACAUGUUUUAUGAAUUUAGUGCAGCUGAUGGCUCACCUCAGAACAAAACAGAAUUGAACCAAAUUUGGGAGUUUGGGGUUUUGUGUUUUUGUUUUGUUUUGUUUUGUUUUUCUUUUUUAAAAUGAAAUGAGAUUGUUCUCACAUACAUACAUAUACACACAAACACACACACACACACACACACACAGAUCAGUCAUACAUUUUGAUAUUUGAGCCAUUCCUAAAGAUUUGGGUUUUCUGAAAUGAGAGAAUCUGGAAACCUUGCCUGCGACCAAUCAUGGAGCCACGUGAGCUGAUCGUGGCUGCACUGGGGGGUGGGAGGAGGGGCAUGCCACCCAAUGAUCAAGCCCUAUAACUAGCUUCUCAUUAGAGCCGUGCCAGUGAUGUGUGCUGUCUAACAUCCAAUGUUGUGGGUAGAGAGAAUGAGUUUGUGACUAGGAGAGACGAAACUUUUGUUUUCCUUACCCAGUAUAAAUAUAUAUAUAAAUAUUUAAUCUAUUUUUAUUAGAAGUUUUUCUGCUCUUUCUUACAUAAAAGAACCCCAAGCAUGCAUCUUUCAUGUGUGUAAAUAAUACAUUUCUGGGCUAAUUUCAAAAGAAUCCCAACAUUGCUGUAUAGAGAGAGAACUAGCUUGCACAUUUUAGGUCUGUGAAAUUUUGUGAGACUUUUCCUGCACUGGACAGUAAAAAAUAAUAAUAAUAAUAAAUAAAAGACAAAAACAAAUUAAAAAAAAAAAAUUAAAGCCACAAAAAAAGGCACAUAGGGAAUUAUGUCAAAUGUGUUUGUGUCCUUAGGCAAAACUGUGGGAGUCUUGAAAUGUCACAGUAGUAAAUAACUUAUUACUUUUUGACAAAUUCUUUUUCUGUUGGAACACUGAAUUCUUCUGUGCAUAUGUAUAUACGAACACAAACUGAAGGCCUCUACCUCCUGGAGUUAUACAACUUGGCUUGUUUACCUCCACAUGCUGAUGAUGACUAUUUUUUUUUUUUUUAAGUUCAAUGUGGAGACUUGAAACUUGAAUGUCCCUUCCAACUUUUAUAUUAAAAAUAAAAAGACAAAAUUGAAGAUCGUUUUUCACCUGUACAAGGAAUACUAAUGGAUCGUCUUAAAAUUGGUCUAGGAAAAAAAAAAAA
This is a messenger RNA of Tupaia belangeri chinensis (Chinese tree shrew), 3774 nucleotides long. It is a transcript of the gene NLK, whose product is annotated as nemo like kinase. Gene Ontology annotation, biological process: protein phosphorylation. Lineage: Eukaryota; Metazoa; Chordata; Mammalia; Scandentia; Tupaiidae. Gene Ontology annotation, molecular function: ATP binding; MAP kinase activity. The record is from RefSeq and is a predicted model, not a curated record.